Molecule: messenger RNA, 7813 nt
Organism: Megalopta genalis
Lineage: Eukaryota; Metazoa; Arthropoda; Insecta; Hymenoptera; Halictidae
Cellular component (GO): cytoplasmic vesicle
Molecular function (GO): protein binding
Source: RefSeq, a predicted model, not a curated record
AGGGCAGUCUGAGUCAGACUGCGGUCCAGAAAGCGAUUCCGCCAAAAUAAACGCGAAGGAAAAAUUCAGUUGCGCGUGUGUCCGCUAUCAUCGGUCGAACGCGGUGUGCUCGUAAUCAUCGGAGCGGAUUAACUCAUCGGAAACCACUUUGCCACAGUGCAUUCUAGCGAUCGUGGUGUGUCAAGUGUGUGUUCCUGUACGAAUGGCUCUCGAUGGGAUCGUCGCGAUAAGUCGGUGGAAUCGUUCGCUGAACCAACCGAUUGGACAGUGACCAGUUUUCGUUCAUGUUCGAUGCAGCCAGUGCUGGACUGCGAUUUUUCUUUGUGUUUUCGUGCGUUACUCUGUGUGUUCUCUGUAGACGUAAGGUCUCUCCUUUGUGAGGAACCGCUGCAUACAGGUUCGCCCUCUCUCUUUCACCACCGAUCGAUCCAAUUGCAUCGCGUGUCCCCGACGCGCGGCAACGUAUGCAUCGAGGAAGAGGGGAGUGAUGUUUGUCCCGUUUUUUGAAUGCCACUCGAUAUACAUUCGAUCAUAGGUCGACGUUCAUUUACCGGCCAGGGGAAAUUAAUUCCGAUUCAACGAGUCGUUACGCCUCGCACAUCCUCUAUCGCAGCGGCGGCCGCGUACUUACUCUAAUGAGUGCCCCUGAAGUAUUGUUUACCGCCGGCACGGCCGAAAUAAAUCGCACGAGCUUACCGAUAUACUCGUCGUUAACGAUUCACCAUCAUCGGUCAAUUGCAUUCUUCCUUUUCGCACACGACUUUUCUUUCUAGGAAAGUGAAACUUACGCGGAAUAUUUUAUACAGUCUGCUGUUCUCAUCCGCGAUAAAUAUAGAGUUUCGCGAAAUCAUCCGCAGACCCGAUUAACGCAAUUAUAGAACGUGUGACUCAACGUUCCGACAGUUUUUAUCGUCUCCGCCCGUACUCGAACGUAUUAAUCGCUCGGUCGAAUAUCCCCCGUUAUCUUAACGUUCGAUUAACUCGAAACAAUUGCCUCGCCACUUGUUGCAAUUUAGGCGGUUGAACGCGUCUGCUGACGUAACAACUAUUAUUACUAUUCGUCGUAUAGCUCGACACCGAAAAACAUGUUUCGACAUUGUUUCCUAACAGAUUGUAACCGACACUUCCUAUCACUACUUCCGGGUAAUAUCUGAAUCAUUCUCGAUAAAGCUCGUCUCGUUGAUGUCGGUUUAACAAUCUCCGAUUUGCAGAGCGUUUGCAGAUUAUAACGUCCAAGUCCGAAAUCUUCGAUACAAUUGCGCAAAAUGUUCUUGUUAUCUUGUUGCGAAACGGCAAACUCGUAUCCAAGAGGGAAGAUAUUCUGCAGUCUUCCCCCUUUUAACCGCGUGUAAAUUUUUCAAAGACCAUUAAUAAAUCAUUGCCGACAGAUAAAGUGUUAAGGAUUUCGGGCUGAGUGGGUUCGACGAACUCGCUGCAUCGAAGUCCUUGGGUUAAAGGGCUAAAAACAUAGUUCUGUGGACCUAGAAAACACAGGACGGUCCUCCGGUCGGUAAAAAGCAACGAGAUGGGUGCAGUCGCAACGGUGGGCCUCGCUAUUGGAGGCGUAAGCCGUGUGCGAGCUGCACCGCUGCCUUCGUGCCUUGUCCGGUAAACAAAGGGAUCUUUUGAAAGGUGUCAUCGGCUGGCUCGCAGAGGAGUAAAUCGACAGUGGUUCCGCCGGUGUGUUUCUAUUCGUCAAAGGUGCAACGCAUCUUUCAUGUUGGAGAGCGUGCCGGGCAAAGACGACGUGUCGAGUGCAGCGAGAAACACUUGCGAGUCCGUGAUGUAACUCUUUCGAGUGGUAAAUGUACACCGCCGUGGCUGGAAUAAUGAAAAGUGAACAAUCUCAAACGAUGGACCAGCGAGAUUCGUUGUCUUCGCGACCGGACGAUUGGUAAACAGAGGCAACUCUGCCUUCUCGUCUUUUGUACUGUUACUCUUUGUUUUCUGUUCGCUGAUUUUACGAACUGUGCGGUGAUUGUUAAUCGGACACGAUAACAGUGAGAAUAACUAUUGAUCGUUAUCCAAUCGUGAAAGCGUUACUAUGUUGUAACACGACCGGAUAACGAAAUUAUUAAACAUUGACAAAUGAUGAUAGUGCUGCUGCUGUGCAUCAUCAUGAAAAUAGCCGAAUUUUCUGUAGGCCGGGUGAGCCCGCCAUUGCAAUCGCCGCCGAGACCGCCGAUCUUUUAUCGCAAACGGAAGGGACAGGAAACUAAAUAUCGGAGGAAGACCGGUCAAAGAUGCAACUGUUUCCUGUACAAUCGUGUAGGCAAAGGGGCUGCAGUGAUGGAAGAUCCACAAACACCAGGCUCCGAUUGCAAUUCUAAUCCUGCCACAGAUUCUAUACAACACGACUUGAUUAGUUCUGAAUUUGUACAGGAUAAUGUAGAUUAUCAGUGGUUUGUCGAUUAUGGCUUCAGAGAUGGAGGGCUUCAUAUUCAUCCUAGUGUAUUGUCCUCGCUCUCUGCUUCGUACACUCGAGAGGAUUUGGGUUACUACGAUGACCUGGCCCGCAAUCUGGAUGCUAACUUGGCAGAAAUCGAUAUGGAAAGUUUUCGUACUGCAGACAUUCAUACUUUGCUUACAGCUCUGCCUGUUAUGUGCACCGAUCCAGUUCAGCAUUCGGAGGGAGAAGAUUCAGCCUGUUCGACGACGGACACGAUUUCCAUUUGCAAAUCGUCGUUGCUAUUUUCCCCUCUGAAAGAGACACCCGUGCUACCACCGGGUGGUAGCUACAGCGUCGACUCUCUGGACUGCGAGGAUAUGUUGCUAACAUGCCAAGUGAACAACAAAGACAACUACACUAUCGCCUUUGAGGGUAGUAUCACAAUGUAUUCAGAUGGCUCUCAAGAUUUUGAAAAUCAAGAGAAGCAGGAAAAUGACGAGACGCCAGAAAGAUUUUACAAUAGGAAUUCCGACUUAAAGAACGUGUUAGAUUUAUCAAUGGCAUGUUCUGAUUCAAAAAUUUAUACUACAUGGAGCAACUUGAAACAUUCUUCCAUGAACAAAAUCAUGACUCGUCAUCCCUCAGGCAAUAAUAAUACAAAUUCCGAAUUUUUACAAGGCGUUGGAACUAUUCUACCCGGUACGAAUAAAAGGAGUCAAAGCUUACCGGAUCUUACUCAAGCUACUCAACUACAGCACAUUAAUGUACCUCUCAAUUUCUCUGUCAACUCCGCGGAAUCAAAUAAUCAUGCACAACAGUCACAUAGCUCAGGGUCCGUAAUGAGCCGAUCAACUAACGAAGAAUGCUCCGACAGCGGGGAACACGCUUCAUCUGGGAAGAAGCUGCAGAACUUGAGCCUUGUCAAAUUAUUUAUGAAACAGAAGAGUAUGAGUGCAGACGGCAUGAGCCUUACUUUCGACCAGUCGGACUCUGCCAGCGAUAACGGAUGGCCUACAAGCAAUAGUGCUAGUGAUAGUGGUACUAAUACAAAUACGCAAAUACAACGGAAAAAUCUAAACAAUACCUCAAAAUGCCAACUACCGGAAAGCGACUUCUCUAUUAAUUGGGUGAAAGGAGAGAUCCACAACAAUCAGGAAAUAGAGAAGGAGAAAGAUAUUUCUAACGACAUUCCAAAGCAUUCGUGGAUAAUUGCUGGACAAAAGGACGAUAUGGUGUCGUCGGCAUCUGUCGAAGAACUAUCUGAAAAUAUGACGAAGUCAGAUUUAACGCAUGAUAACGAGAACAUCCAAAACAGUUUCGAUGUAAUUUCAAAUGGAUUCGACCAACAAAAGAAAACAGCAUGGAUCCGAUCCUUGGAGAAGAAGUAUUCGGUUUGUAAAACUACGGGCAUUCAGGCGAUAGCCGAGACGGAGGAUAAUGCGGUUCAGACGUCGUUAUUGUUCCCAGAACCACCAGCGGAGAAAGAGAAUCCGUCUGUGAGGGAGACAAUUGUUAAUAAGAAACCAGUAUACGUUGUUUACCCAAAUUACGCGUUACCUGAUUUAUCGUUUCUUAAUAUCAAAGACACCCGGAUGGAAAACGUAGCUUUGAAGCCGCAGUGUUAUGGGAAAAACAGGGUCAGUUGGAGACAGCAUACGAGUAGAUCCGGUAGACCGUUUUCGUGCAACGAUAUAGACGCCCUGCGUCAACGCGGGUUCUCGCAUGUUAAAGACUGGGAGUCGUUGACAUUCCUUCUGCCUAUCGAGUACAAGAAGAUUCUACACGAUGUGCCCGAAGUGUCCAAGCACAUCAAUAUCAAUGAAGAGACGAAGAAGCCGCUGUUCUGUUUGUCACCGCCGAUGCGUCACAAAUCUCGACCCAUCAGUGAAAUUAUACCAAAUAAUUCGUCGUCUACUAGCAGCACUGCAACUCAACCAUCCUCUGGGUACCGGGGAUCUUCUACGAUUCUGACCGACUCCUCAACGAAUCAGCAGAUGUCGAACAACGCGGCAAACCCGUUGUAUCUUUACCGUUACGAUAGUAUUAGUUCCGAGGCCAGUUUAGUGAGUAACGAUAAGAAGGCGUACAAACAAGUCAGCAAAUCUAAGACGAUCUGCCCGUCUCUCCCAAAGAGAUCCAUUUCUUUACCGCAUGGAGAUCGCGAAGCUGACUUCUCUAAUGGAAAAGUGCCACCGAGACCACCUUUACCUAGAAGUAUUUUAAGAAAAAACAAGGUUCCUGCGAGCAAGAGGUACAGCAUGUUCGAGAUGGUGGAUGUGGAAGAGAUAGAGGAUCAACAGCCUCCAGAGGCGAACAAGAGAAUGUCCUUACAAGAACCAUAUUACAUGAACAAUGACUUACAGUUGUAUCGUGGAAGAAUCAUCGACUCUGAGAAGGAUGUCGACGAGAUGGAAGAGAAAUGCCAUGAAAGGAUGAAUGAUUUAAACAACGCUGGAGAUAUAGAGACUGAAGCUUCAGAGAAUAGCGAGGACGACGUGAAACAGCUGGAGGAAUACUUGAAACGCAGCGGAUUCAGCUCGCAGAGCAGCGAUGGAGAUACCGAAGACCCUGAUGUUAAAUUAAGAUCAUAUGUAAGAAAGUUCUUAGCUCUUCGAAUGAACAAGGAUGUUACCAAAACUACCGAUAUGCUAGAAUCUCAGAAAAAGACUGUCAGCUUCGCUGUAAACCAAAGGAAGAAAUACUUAGACAAUAAGACCAAUAAUUUAAAUACGGUUCCAAACGAACAGACUAAAGAUUGUACGCUUGCAGAAGAGAGGAGGGACACGAGUCCUGAAAAUAGAUCAUUAGAUUUAGACGACAAGAAAAAAAUGAUAUUAUCGGUGAACAAGGCGGUGGAUUUAUUGUUGAAAUAUUGGAAUGGAGAGUCUAUUCACAGUAGACAGAAUUACGGUGAUAAGAGCGAGUGUGCACAAAUCUGUCUUAGUCACUUGUGCCCUGCUUUGUACGCCAUCAUGUCGGACGGACUGAAGCCACACUUAAAUUCUACAUUUGGACCAAUAACGAAUAGUGUUUGGCAGGUCGUCGAAGCAUCUUCUCAGCAGGGACCAGUCACUAAAACGUUGAACGAACUAGUACAAAAAAUUAACGGUGAGGACGUUAUCACCGAGGGAAUGUUAAAGUUUCAUGCAUUUGUAUUUGGUUUAUUAAAUUUAAGAGCUCUAGACGCGUGGUUCGCGUACCUGUGCACGAGGGAAUCAAUCUUGAGGAAGCAUUACAACAAUAAUAGCUUAUUCGUAAGCGCUUUGGCAAAUGCAAACGCGCGCGAGGUCGUCGACACUCUUCUGCACCGUCUAAACCCCCUAGCUUUCUGCCCAUUUCAGUUGGACCUUCUGUAUCAGUAUCGUCAGCUUCACAAUAGCUUUGGCAAUUUAAAUAAUCAUAAUAUAAGCGCCGUAAACUUUAGGAACGUGGACAUCGGUUCGAAGGACCACCAUUUUGAUAAGACAGACGUUUGCACAGUAGUUUCUAGUCCUAGGAAAGUACGUCCGAAAUCCUGCGUCGCCUACAACAAUUACGACGACAAAUCUGGCCAGCAUAAGUCAGAUAUGGAAACAGUUAAGAAACGUUUAAGCAAUCCCAUAGGUACGAAAGCGUUCCGGGCUCUAGACAAGCUGACUUCCGAGGAUUCCGAGGACUACACCGACAGUUUGGAGCAUUCACCAUUGAAUAGAGCGUCGAGCAAACACAAUCACCCUGUGACUCGCACGAAAUCUCGUAGUCCAGAGAAUAAUAGGGACGACGAGGACAACAUGAUCGGAGAAGCAAAAUUCAGAAAGAUUCAGGAGAAGUGGGAGUCGAUGGUCGGAAAGGAGGAGGGUAAGAGCCAGCCCGUCACAACGUCGCCAUCGUCGCCAACACGAACACCGACUAGUUUGGGGAAAUCGAAAAUCCCGAGGCUACUGACCUCCCCAGUAAAGCAAUCGAAUACAGUGCUCGCUAAAAAUACAAAGUCCCCGGUCUCGGGUAUCCCGUCGUUGAAGAAACCUGUAAUGUUGACGACGCCGAAAACUGCACCAAAAAAGCCUAUAGAGUUAAGAAACAAAGAGACAACAAAACGUACCAGUAGGGUGGACGAGGAGCAUGUGGGAACAGCGCGGACCCACUUGGCGCGUCCCAGUUCUCUACCAUACAAAUCUUACGGUUUAGCGUCUAAGGAGAAGAACAUGGUGUCCCCGCAAAGACGGGCAGCGUCUACGUCUUUGCCAAGACCAACCAGCACUGCUGCUGCUGCUGCGAGAAAUCCUCCAGCAAAGAAGGCUAUCAAAGAGGUGCGCACUAUCACACACAGAAACUCGUCGGACGACAAAAUACUCCUCGCGUUCGGAGAAGGCGAGAAGCUCAGAGUGCUUCUAGAGGUGGAUAGCAAGUGGUUAUUAUGCGCGAAAGGCGAUCGGAAAGGUCUGGUUCCGCGGAGGUGUGUGUACAAUAUUCAGACUUAGCCCCACACCUAAUGUCUGUGCCGGGGUAACGUUUAGUGCGACAAAAGUUUCAAAGACUUAAACGCAACCGCGGAGAUAAUAUAUUCAAUGAGGCGAAGAAUAAGGAGAAGAAAUCGUGUACAGUGUAUCAAAGGAAAGGCAUAGAAUUGUUUCUAAAGAUAUCAUAUAGUAAUUGUUAUUACUAGACCGCGGACUUUCAUGUCAGCUCAGUAUACUUUCAAUGUUUUAUUUCUUUUUAUCAGAACGAUUUUAUUUCUUCAUCAGAACGAAUACGUGUUUAGAAUUUUAUUUUCCUGUCCUGCACAGUUACAUUGAAGAGGCUUAUGUCUUCGUUCGACUGCAUUUCAAUGAAUCAAUAAUAGACGCUGCAGACGCAUAAAUUUCCGCAGUCUAGUUAUUACUCAUAAUUGUUUGAAUCGCUUCGACUUUAUAUCGGAAACUGCGAAUAGUAUUAUAUCACUCACAGAAACAUCAUCAGAGUAUGAAAGAGAAAAUAGGUAUCGCUAGUCAUAGGCUUUCAAACCAGAUUAUAUUUAAUGAAAUUGAACAUACACCUAUUUAUAACCAGAAAUGUACAUAUAUACAGUAAAAAUAUAUGAUAAUAAUUACGGUUGAUAAAGACGGUAAUGACAUGUAAUAACUUACGAUUAUUAUGAAUGUAACUGUGAUCAUAGUGUAUAGGCGAGUAAGGUUUAUCAACUGCGAUCGUGCGGAGUGUAAAACGUCGAAUUUUUUAUUUUUACCGUUGUGACUUAUAUUUUUAGUCGAGUAUCGAUUCCGUACGUCGCAUUGUGUUGUUUAACGACCGUCUCUCAUUUUUUAAUUUUAUCUGGUGUAUAAAUUAUUAUCGUCGCGCGCUUGUGGUUUGCUAAAAUCACAUUUUUUUACUUGCUUCAUGUAUUCUUUCGUAUGCGGAAUAGCAUACACAGUAUAAUCAAAUAAAGUCUACAAUUGUAAUUGUAAA